Molecule: messenger RNA, 2307 nt
Organism: Coprinopsis cinerea okayama7#130
Lineage: Eukaryota; Fungi; Basidiomycota; Agaricomycetes; Agaricales; Psathyrellaceae
Exons: 2
Coding region: 1-2307 (768 amino acids)
Source: RefSeq, a predicted model, not a curated record
AUGUUUCGACCAACGGUGAAAAGGAAGAUUCAGCAAGACCCAUCAUCAUCCCAAAUCCACCUUCCGGCGGUACCAGACGGCGAAGGUCAAUUCGACAGACCUCCCCCUAGCUCGUUCACCCUAUACGCCUAUUCAGCAACGGGUUGCUCAGAGGAGUCAUACAAUGCCUCUGUGGAUGACAUCCGGAGACCAAGUGGCCUCGGGAGAGCAGCUUCGUUCUCUUCUUAUCGCUCGAUGCCAGCGUCGCCAUCGUUCCCACCACCUUCCCAGAAUCACUUCGAAGAAAGCGACCUUGGGCCGGAAGAAGAUAAUACUCCGAGAAGCCGUACCGUCAGCUCCCCCAAUCUCUUAAGGUCUCUCAGCAUGAAGGCCAAGGCCAAGCUCCGCUCGAAACGAGCGUCCAUCUCAAGCGUUUUCCAGCUCUCGCCAGCGAAAGCUGCAGAGGUAACGCUUCCUUCACCCAAUCCACCCCAUCCGUCGGUUUCAGCUCCGAAAAUACCCCAGCUACCGGGGGAAGUGGUGGAAAUCGUUUUCUCCCAUGUACCCCGUGAGCAGAUACCCAAGCUGGCCAGCCUAUCCCAUGCCUUUGCCGCUGCAGCCAGAGGCUGUCUUUACCGCAGGAUCGACCUUCAAAAACUGACCGACAAGCAGCUCGAGAAGUUGCUGGCCUUGCUGGCGUCGAGACUUGAUCUGACGGAGCUGGUGCAGCACUUCUCCUGCACGACAUGGCCAUCUUUCUUUAACGCUGGUCGUCACUCGAAGGCAGUACCGGCGACUGCAUCGUCUCCCGAUCGGGAGGACCAACUCCGCAACACUCUGCUUACCGCCACCUUCACUCUCGCCUUGCAGCGCAUGACCAACUUGACGCAUCUCACACUCCCUUCCUUCGACAUAGCAUUACUUUCCCAACAUACUGCAUUCGGACUGAAGAGUAUCACUUUCCUUAAUACCACUAUCUCAAGCGAGGAGGUGACCAGCUUGUUGACAUGGCUCGAUGGCCAAAUCAACAUCUCGACACUUGCCUUCCCUAAUCUCGAGGACUUCUUCCCCUCCCAGCCUUCUACUAUUCCCAGCGAUAACUCAAUGGUCCCUAAUACACCCUAUGCGACGAAAACGGAUACGCCCACAUACUACCUACACACCCCCCAAGCAAGUAAUACCCACCAACCUAAUUCCUCGUUCACACACAACAACCCGUAUCUCAAAGUCUCGCCAGUGUCAACGCCGAUGUCCCCGUCCUUCCACCUGAGCGUCCCUCAAGCAGCACUCUCUUCGACCAGCCUCGCUGCCCCUUCCGUUCUAUUCGACUCCUCGACUCUUCUCCCCAUGGUCACUACGCUUCAUGUGACGCCUGCCCUCCUCGCGCAUCUGAUCCCUGUGGCACCCAGCACGUCCACAAUCUCCUCCUCGAGUCCCAGGCAGAGCCUCGCCGGACUGGCUCGCCCUUUCCUACGCAAGGUCUCCUUGAACGUCAGCACCAACCUUUACGAUGGUCUGAGGCCAUCUGCCAUCAUGUCCUGUCUCAAGGGCAUUAACCAGCUUUCGAUGCGCUUCUCAGAGAGUGUCGAUCGUCGCACGGUGGAGAAGAUGUUAACAGCUGUGUCCUCUGCGUUAGGCUCUUCUUCCGAUGAAGAACCUGAGCCGGAGAGCAAGCAGAGCGGUCUCGAGUCGCUCGAAGUUAUCUUCAAGACCAAGGCGACGCUCUCUCGUGGAAUGGAAGAUAUGGUCUACCGUACCCUCCAAAGUACGCUGUCCCGGUACUCAGGCCUUCGAAACCUCAAGCUAGAUUUCGUCUCCAACCAGCGCGGCGGGAAGUCGCUUCCUUUGAUACCUCUGGACGUCGCAGUCGCCAACUCAAAAGCAACUACGACACCCGGUACAGUCCUGGCGUCACCGGAACCGAUCCAGGAUGACGAUUUCCUCAAGGUGGAAGACUCGGAUCCCGGCAACCUGAACGAAUCGUUCAAAUUCCCCGCCUUCCCCCUUCCACCAGCCUCUCCAUCUCUUCUCCCCUUCCCAGUCACUCAAUCCAAUACCCUUGUCUUUUCUCGAUCUACCGACCAGGUGUCCAACCUGUCAAGGCCCAGCUCAGCUCGCUCGUCCCGCGUCUUUUUCUCCAAUCCAAGCCGCCAAUCGUCUCUCAGCUCUUCCGACCGUAGCAUGACAGGUUCUCCGGACAGACAUACGACGCAGGAGCGAGCCAAAAUCGAGACUUGGGUUAGCCAUUGCCCCUCUUUGAGGACGGUUACGCUCUCGGGGAUGACUUGGUACAAUCCAGUGUGGUUACCUGCUUUGAAAAACACAUAG